ACAGCUCGCACCCUGAGGGGCAGCGUCCUGGGGGGACGGAGGAUCCCUGGGCAGCCCCAAAGCCCUCUGCGGCCGUUUGUGUUGAGCUGGAGGGGAGGGGGCAGCAGCUGCCAGCCUGCGGGACUUGGGUCUCCCGUUGCAGGCAGAGUUCCCCGCAGCAGCCUGCUGCGCUGGGAGCCGCAAAGGAUUUGUUUUAAGCGCUCAGAAAUAGAUUUGGAACUGCAGAAGCCCUGCCCGGGCUGGAGCUUGGCUGCCUCUGACCUCCUGCCACGUGGUGGUGAAACUUCCCCUUCCUGGUCCGGCAGCACCGCGGCCGGAGGCUGCUGCAGACACAGCUCCGCAGAACAGAGGCUUCUCCAAGAAGAGUCACCCGUUCCUGCCCAAGAUCUUUAGGAAGAUGUCUGCUCAGGCCGCCAAGGAGAGGCCUGAGAGCCUGCAGUUCCCCUUCCUGGACGACGAGGACACCAUCUCCACCAUCAAGGAGUCCAAAACCUUCUUCAUCCUGCGGGGGCUGCCCGGCAGCGGGAAGUCCACCCUGGCCCAGGCCAUCCAGGACCGGUACAAAGAUGCCUGCAAGGUCAUCUCGGUCGACAGCUACAAAAUCACUCCCAUGGUCAGGAGCAGCCUCCCCGAGGAGUACUCCAAGGUGGACGAGGACCUGGUGGAGUACUGCAAGCGGGAGGUCAGCGUCAUCGUGCUGGACGACAGCCACCACGAGCGGGAGCGGCUGGAGCAGCUCUUCGACAUCGCCGACAAGUACCGGUACAAGGUCAUCUUCGCCGAGCCCAAGACCCCCUGGAGGGUGGAUUGCUCCCAGCUGAAGGAGAAGAACCAGUGGAAGCUGUCUGCCGAGGAGCUGAAGAAGAUGAAGCCCAGCCUGGAGAAGGAGUUCCUGCCCAUGUAUUUUGGGUGGUUCCUGAGCAAGAGGAGCUCGGAGGUCCUGCGGAAGGCUGGCCAGGCCUUCCUGGACGAGCUGGGCAGCCUCAAGGCCUUCAAGAAGGAGAGCAAAUACUUUGCCUCUGCCAUUGAGGACCCCAAAAUCAAAAUCGACCUCACCAGCUACUUCGUGAAGAGGCCUCCCGGGGUCCUGCACUGCACCACCAAGUACACCGAGUUCGGCAGGGCCGCGGGCGCCGAGGAGUACGCGCAGCAGGAGGCCGUGAGGGCUUCCUACGGCAAAGGCUUCACCCUCUCCAUCUCUGCUCUCUUCGUCACGACAAAAACUGUGGGUGCCCGCGUGGAGCUGAGCGAGCAGCAGCUGCUGCUGUGGCCGGGGGACGCCGACAAGAUCCUGCCCACCGACAGCCUGCCCCGGGGCAGCCGUGCCCACAUCACCCUGGGCUGCGCCAACGGCGUGGAGGCCGUGCAGACUGGCUUGGACCUGCUGGAGUUCGUGAAGCUGGAGAAGGCAGGGAGCAAGGGGGAGCAGCUGGGGGAGAUCGGGGGCGGCAGGCUGCUGUACUUCGAGAACGGGAUGUGGCUGCUGGCGCUGGCCAAGAGGCUGGAGGUCAGAGCUGUCUUCUCAGGGUACUACGGGAAGGGCAAACUGGUGCCCACGCAGAGCACCAACAAGAGGGGCUCCGCCUUCAGCUCCUGCACCAUCAUCUAGGGGCAGGGGCAGGGGGCUGCUCUGGAGAGUUUUAGGUCAGUAACCUUCUGUAACCCUUAAGGAGAAAUAAUUCCCUGUACUAAAGUCAGCCCUGUGCCCGCCCCAGCGCCAGGCCCCUGGGGAGCUGCUUGGCCUCACAACAAGGAAGAAAACAAGCAGCAGCCUCUGCCUGC
This is a messenger RNA of Dryobates pubescens (Downy woodpecker), 1782 nucleotides long. RefSeq names its product 2',3'-cyclic nucleotide 3' phosphodiesterase (gene CNP). Gene Ontology annotation, biological process: cyclic nucleotide catabolic process. The transcript is spliced from 4 exons. Lineage: Eukaryota; Metazoa; Chordata; Aves; Piciformes; Picidae. Gene Ontology annotation, molecular function: 2',3'-cyclic-nucleotide 3'-phosphodiesterase activity. The record is from RefSeq and is a predicted model, not a curated record. Gene Ontology annotation, cellular component: membrane; cytoplasm. The coding region runs from base 398 to 1609 and encodes 403 amino acids.